AGUAUGGCGUCGUCCUGCGAAAAUCCCAUGCUGUCAGAUGCAGAAUGGCUUGUUAUGAGAGCAAGGGGAUACGCAAAAUCCGAUCCAUGGGCAGCAAAAGCUUGGCUGAUUACUGCUCGAACGCUUUUUCCAGGAUCCUUUUUGAUUCAGUUUGAGUCAUACCAGUUAGAAAAAGGAGCCAGGAAUAUUAAAGAUGCCGCUGUUCAUCUUGAAGAUAUGUUGAAGAAUUUCCAACAUGAAGGUAAUCUAUGGAAUGAAGUACAGUCAAUAUUGGAAGCAUUACAGACAGAUACUGGUAGUCAAGAUUCUAAAAAUAACUUUCUUACAGAAAUAUUUGCUGCUACCCCAACACAUGUUCAAUGUCAGAUGUUAUUAUCUGUAGCUGAUAAAAUGAAUGAUGUAUUGGAAAGAUGUAGAUUACUUUUACUUGCCAUGAAAAAAUUCCCAAAUCUUGUUACAGAACAUGGGUUAAAGUUGGUAGAAAUGUUAUGUGUUGAAGAAAGUAGAACCAGAAUGACCUCCCCUGUUAAUUGUUACAGAAAGUUAUUUGUUUGUGAUAUACUGCCCCUGGUUCUACAGAAAAACCGUCAUUUAAAUAUUCCGCCUGGUCAGAUGUUUUUAUGGUUACAGAGAGCUGUAGAGUUUUAUAUCAGUUUUAUAACGCAACCAGCUAUAAUGGACACUCCACUUUCUCCAGAUAUGAUGUCACCAACAAAAGCCCUAGCUAAAAGAGUUGUGAGUAUUCCCGGUUUAUUAGAACGAGAAUGUCAGAUUACCGAUCCCUGGGGUAAUCUAUUCCGUCUGUUACAACUCGUUGGCAGCCAUGUUGGAUGGGAAAUGGAGGCAGAUGUUUUCACAAAAACAAGGGAUUAUCAGGAUAAAUGUGAUAUAUUUACAGGGAUUAUCAGGAUAAAUGGGAUAUAUUUACAGGGAUUAUCAGGAUAA
Patella vulgata (common limpet) is the source of this 945-nucleotide messenger RNA. RefSeq names its product integrator complex subunit 10. Gene Ontology annotation, biological process: snRNA processing. Lineage: Eukaryota; Metazoa; Mollusca; Gastropoda; Patellidae. The record is from RefSeq and is a predicted model, not a curated record. Gene Ontology annotation, cellular component: integrator complex. The coding region runs from base 4 to 945 and encodes 313 amino acids. The transcript has 8 exons.